CGGCUUUCUCCGCCAUCGAAACGCUCUCUCAGCCUUCUCCCCGUCUCUCCUCCGUGCGGAUUCGCGUUCUCGUUCUGAUCUCCGUUUGUUCUCGGUCUCCCCGAGCGAUCGGUUGAAUUUUUCUUCUCCGGUCUAUUCGUUUGGUUUGGUUUGGUUUGGUUUGGUUUCGUUCCUCCUGUGAUUUUAGCCGGAUAUGGAGAAGCUCGCGCUCACGCUCUCCGGCCUGCUGGCCAAGGUGGCGUCCGACUUCCCCGACCGGAGGGCCAUCUCCGCCUGCGGGAAGUUCGACCUGACGCACGCCCGGCUGCAGGAGCUCGUCGACCAUGCCUCCGCCCUCCUCGCCGUCUCCGGCGUCGGCGCCGGCGACGUCGUCGCCCUCACCUUCCCCAACAUCGUCGAGUUUGUGAUCAUGUUCCUGGCAGUAAUCCGAUGCCGAGCCACAGCGGCUCCACUCAACUCCGCCUACACGGCGGAGGAGUUCGAGUUCUACCUCGCUGACUCGGAAUCCAAGCUCCUAUUGACACCGAAAGAAGGAAACCAGCCAGCGCAGUCCGCCGCCUCCAAGCUAAACAUCCCCCACGUGACCGCAGAGCUUCACUCGCCAAAUUCCAAAAUCACUCUCUCUUCGACCAAGGUAGAGCCGAGCGUUGACUUGAUGUCCAAAGUCGUCAAUGAACCCUCAGAUGUGGCUCUGUUCUUGCACACCUCUGGCACCACGAGUCGCCCGAAAGGUGUGCCACUGACUCAGCUCAAUUUGGCUUCAUCGGUUCAGAACAUCAAGUCGGUGUACAAACUAUCGGAGAUGGAUUCUACUGUGAUUGUGCUUCCGUUGUUCCAUGUGCACGGCUUACUUGCUGGAUUAUUGAGCUCUUUAGUUGCUGGAGCUGCCGUGGCCCUCCCGGCGGCUGGUAGGUUCUCAGCAUCCACAUUUUGGGCAGAUAUGAUUUCGUACAAUGCCACUUGGUACACAGCAGUCCCUACAAUCCACCAGAUCAUCCUGGACCGCCACCUCAGCAAGCCAGAGCAGACUUACCCGAAGCUGCGAUUCAUAAGGAGCUGCAGCGCGUCGCUCGCACCAUCUAUCAUGGCUCGGCUCGAGGAGGCAUUUGAUGCACCCGUGCUUGAGGCUUAUGCAAUGACGGAGGCUGCUCACCUGAUGGCUUCAAACCCCUUGCCCGAAGAUGGGCCGCAUAAGGCUGGGUCAGUCGGGAGACCCGUGGGGCAGGAGAUGGCGAUUUUGGACGAGCACGGGGCCAUACAGGCAGAGGGUGUGAGCGGUGAAGUGUGUAUAAGGGGACCGAACGUGACCAAGGGCUAUAAGAAUAAUCCAGAGGCAAAUAAGCAGGCCUUCCAGUUCGGGUGGUUUCAUACGGGUGAUCUUGGGUUUAUGGAUUCAGAUGGGUACUUGCAUUUGGUUGGUCGGAUCAAGGAGCUCAUCAACCGUGGAGGGGAGAAGAUAUCACCAAUUGAAGUCGAUGCUGUGCUUCUGGCACAUCCAGAUGUUGCUCAAGCAGUUGCCUUUGGAGUCCCGGAUGAUAAGUAUGGCGAAGAGAUUAAUUGUGCUGUGAUUCCGAGGGAAGGUGUCGUGGUAACAGAGCAGGAUGUGAUCCAGUACUGCAGGAAGAACCUUGCAAGCUUCAAGGUCCCGAAGAAGGUUUUCAUCACGGACUCCGUCCCGAAAACUGCCUCCGGGAAGAUCCAGCGCCGGAUUGUGGCGGAGCAUUUCCUCGCGCAGAUCUCAACUGCCAAGGUCCCCAAGUUUGGUGCUUAAUCAUCUCCUUAAGAGCGCGCGAAUGUUAAGGUCGGAGUUCAUUUUCAGUACCAAAUAUCAAGUAGGUCGUCCCAAACUCGGGAAAAAACCUAAGCAUAAGGGUUGACUUUUUGUCCGUCUCUAUAUUGCUGACCGGCAUGCUCUCUUCACCGAUUGCCGGUGGUAGAAUGGAAUUUGCAUUCGUUCUUUGUACAUACGCAUAUUGGUAUCAAUGAAAAGAAAAAUAACGUUCUUGUCCUAAGGAACUUCAUGA
Molecule: messenger RNA, 2024 nt
Organism: Eucalyptus grandis
Lineage: Eukaryota; Viridiplantae; Streptophyta; Magnoliopsida; Myrtales; Myrtaceae
Product: oxalate--CoA ligase
Exons: 4
Coding region: 194-1771 (525 amino acids)
Biological process (GO): fatty acid metabolic process
Molecular function (GO): medium-chain fatty acid-CoA ligase activity
Source: RefSeq, a predicted model, not a curated record